CAUCGGCUAAUUAUUUCAGAAACCCCGGGUUGUCAUUCUCCGCUCUCCUCAUCCGCUUGCUCCGGUGAAGGGAAUGAGUCCGCACCAAUCAAGAUUGGACGGGCAAAAUUCUUCUCGCUAGGCUGUGGAAUGAUUCGAUUCCCGAAGAGAGGACAGAAUUUGGAGAAAUCUUUGGAAGAAGGGAUGCUUGAGGUUCCAGGAAGGCAAGCUCGAAGCUUGAUCUUCGAGAAUGGAGGAGAUCAUGCGGAUGAGAAGCUGAUUUUUAGGAGCCAGGGAACAGGAAUGGGACAGCCAAUAGAAGAUCAGCAGAUUGGCUGGGUGCUCAAUCGAUCGGAGAUCAAAGUCCCCAAGUCUAGGUUUGGGAAGGAGGGUGCCUGCCCUAGGUGUGGAUCCGGCCAUUGUGGGCAGCACUCAGAUAUUGAGCAGAUGAAGGAGAAGUUCGCAAAGCUGCUUCUUGGUGAAGACAUGUCAGGAGGCGGAAAAGGUGUUUCAUCAGCUCUGGCUUUGUCCAAUGCCAUCACCAACCUUGCUGCUUCUGUAUUUGGUGAACAACAUAAAUUAGAACCUAUGGCGCCUGAGACAAAGAUUAAGUGGAGGAAAGAAAUUGAUUGGCUCCUUUCUGUCACUGAUCACAUUGUAGAAUUUGUUCCUUCUCAGCAAAUAGGAAAGGAUGGCACCAACAUGGAGAUUAUGAAAACUCAGCAGCGCAAAGAUCUUCUUAUGAACAUUCCUGCAUUGCGCAAGCUGGAUGCUAUGCUUAUUGGUUAUCUCGAUAACUUCAAAGACCACAUUGAAUUCUGGUAUGUUGAUGGAGAUGCUGAUGAAUUGCAGAAACGAAAUGUGCAGAGAACAGAUGAAAAGUGGUGGCUUCCCACUGUGAAGGUCCCUCCAAAUGGGCUAUCCGAGGUUUCCAGAAAAUGGCUACAAUUCCAGAAAGAAUCAGUUAAUCAAGUUCUCAAGGCAGCCAUGGCAAUCAAUGCUCAGGUUCUUAUGGAAAUGGAGAUCCCUGAAACUUAUAUUGAUUCCCUUCCAAAGAAUGGAAGGGCAUGCCUCGGAGAUACGAUAUACCGCAGCAUAACUGUUGACCACUUCGAUCCAGAGUACUUCCUCGCAUCACUUGAUUUGUCGACCGAACACAAUGUCCUUGACCUCAAGAACCGCAUUGAGUCCUCAGUCGUCAUUUGGAAGCGGAAGAUGCAUAAUAAGGACCUUAAGUCCUGGGGCUCAGCUGUCAGCUUGGAGAAGAGGGAACAAUUUGAAGAAAGAGCUGAAACCAUCCUUCAACUCCUCAAACACAGAUUCCCUGGUACCCCUCAGUCAGGCCUUGACAUAAGCAAAAUUCAACACAACAAGGAUGUGGGACAAUCUGUUCUUGAGAGUUACUCAAGGAUCCUUGAAACAUUGGCCUAUACUGUAAUGUCAAAGAUUGAGGAAGUUCUCUAUGCCGACGAACUUGCACAGGAUCCCAGUAAGAAGAGCUCAAACAGGAAGCUUUCUUUGUCAGAUUCAGAUCUAUUGUCACUGAAGAAUUUUGAUCCAAAGGAAGAGAUGGAGAAGCUGGCCUCCAUGGAGUCGCAGACCUCAUUCACGCUGUCGGACUAUAUGGGUUGGGCUGUAGACCUGAACUCAGAGGGCGAGAAGAAGGAACAAGGUAGUCCCGAGGAAAUCUUAGGCUCAGAAGAAUCGAAGUUGAGGAAGCCUCCUGUCUGUGCGACUCAUAAGAAAUUUUCUUAUAUAGAGAAGCUUGAGAACUUCGGAGGCUUGAGAAGUCCUAGAGCGCGCCAUUAAAGGCAACUACAGAGUAAAAAGGAGGAAGAAGAGCAGGACAAAUUGAGAGGAGAGGUUUGGUGGAAGUGAUUAAACGAAACUCUAAACUCCAAUGUAUAUGGCUCAGAGGCAAACAAGAGCCUUUUGGCUUAGAUUUGAGGGUGAAAUGCUUCUCUUAUCUUUCUUUUUUCUCUCCUAUUAGAUAAAAGUCUGAUUUUGAUGUGUUUUGAGCGAUUCUUUUUAUUGAAUACCCUUUCAUAUUCUUGAUGAUCGUCUGAUGAUCAUGUGUGAUCUUCAUUUCUAGUUCUAAAUUUGUUUUUGUAUUGAGCUCAAAAAGGCACCUUGCAUUCCCUUGUUUGUUU
Messenger RNA from Dendrobium catenatum, 2129 nucleotides. Its product is annotated as rho guanine nucleotide exchange factor 8-like. Gene Ontology annotation, molecular function: guanyl-nucleotide exchange factor activity. Bases 130 to 1788 code for a protein of 552 amino acids. The record is from RefSeq and is a predicted model, not a curated record. The transcript is spliced from 7 exons. NCBI's taxonomy places the organism in Eukaryota, Viridiplantae, Streptophyta, Magnoliopsida, Asparagales, Orchidaceae.